This is a messenger RNA of Aplysia californica (California sea hare), 3571 nucleotides long. RefSeq names its product transient-receptor-potential-like protein. Gene Ontology annotation, biological process: calcium ion transmembrane transport; regulation of cytosolic calcium ion concentration; manganese ion transport. Gene Ontology annotation, molecular function: store-operated calcium channel activity; protein binding; inositol 1,4,5 trisphosphate binding. Gene Ontology annotation, cellular component: cation channel complex; membrane. The record is from RefSeq and is a predicted model, not a curated record. Lineage: Eukaryota; Metazoa; Mollusca; Gastropoda; Aplysiida; Aplysiidae.
UAGAGACAAUACAACAUUCUAGAGGCAGUACAUUCUAGAGGCAAUACAUUCUAGAGACUAUCACAACAUUAUAGAGACAAUACAACAUUCUAGAGGCAAUACAACAUUCUAAAGACAAUACAUUCUAAAGACAAUACAUUCCAGAGAGAAUACAUCAUUCCAGAGACAAGCACAACGUAUAGAGACAAAUACAAUAAUAUUCUAGAGCCAAAUGCAAUUAUAUUCUAGAGACAACAUUCUAGCGACAAAACAAAAUUCCCGAGGUAACUACAAUAAUAUUCUAGAGACAAAUUAAACGACAUUCCAGAGACUAAUAUAACAUCCAGAAACAAUACAACAUUUCAGAAACAUAUACAACAUUAUAGAGACACAUUAUACAACAUUCCACAGACAAAAGCAGUGAUGUUUUAGAGACAGAUUAUACAAUAUUCCAGAGACUAAUCUAUACAAUUCCAGAGACAAUACAACAUUUCAGAGACAAUGUAAUCUUACUUGCGAGGUUCAUUAAAUUAAUGGCCUGUCCAACUUUGAGUACUCUGUCAAUACCCUUCCGUGAACUUCGCAAGUAUUUAUUUCGUAAAACUGACUUCGUGGUAUGAUGCCUUGUCCAAAGAGGUAAAAUAGGACACCAAAAAAAAGUAUAAACAAAGAUUAUAAUUAUCUCACGUCAGUUGUGUUAUGGUUUAGAAUGGUACAGGUUUGAUUAACACCUCUUUCAACACUUCACGUGGAAGCUCCUCUUUCAACACUUCACGCGGGAUCUCUGAUUAUAAUUUUCAUCUGCGAUAACUAAAGUAGUGGCCGCAGUAACUCAAGGCCAUAAAAACUAAUUCGUUGAAUAACCUAAGUAAGUCUAAGAACGUACCUAUGGAGAUUCGACAAAGGUUCGAUUGCAUUUCUACUCAGCACGAUUAUCACCAUUUGUUCUUGCUCUCCGCCCUCGCAUAGACGAUUAGCUGUGAUAAUAAUAAUGAUAUUGCCCAGGACAAGAUGGCAUUGAACUCAAACGACAUUGGUAAUCUCGUCAAGAUGUCGUGGCAAUGGCAAGGACAUCCAGCCUUAGGUGAUGAGAGGCUUCUAUUGCACAACGCUGUAUGGUAUCACUAAACGUCACUAUAAACAUAGACAGAGUGACCAUGUUAAGGAAAGGCUUUAUUCAAAGUAUUUCGGAAAUUCUGUUGGAACUCUCUUCACCAUACGUACUGAAUCGUCUGAAAAUGAGUACAAAAAAGCUGAAAAAGUAAGGCGGAAUUCGAAACAACUACAACAUGAGGCUUUGCACCUCAGAUGUGUAUCUUCCUUACUAAGGAGAAAAAUACUCAACGCUAUUAGAGAUCAGCGUUUCUCUUCGUUUCAAGCAAUUUCCCGGGGGGAAAAACUAACGAGUUAUUCGAAGGACAUCUAUAAACGAAGAAAGUGUGUAUCGAAAUGCAGUGAGUGCGGUACAAAAUUUAACAAGCUGAGGUGAGAGUUACUGCACUUCUCCAAGAUGGCUUCCUGCAAGUCUACCCUGUACGGCAUGGGCUGGACCAUAGCAUCUAUGCUCCGAGCCAAGGUCAAGGGACAGCCCGUGGCACAGUUUCUAGGUCACAGAAUGGACCCCCAAGAACGGAUUUUUCUGGAUGCUGUGGAAAAGGGAGACAAGCCUACGGUUAUCCGUUGCCUCACUGGAUCUGAUCCUGUUAGCGUGAAUUGCACAGACAUGCUCGGGCGGUCUGCCAUACAAAUUGCAGUGGAUAACGAGAACAUUGAACUUGUGGAGUUAUUACUUCGUCAAGAAGGCGUGAAAAUAGGGGAUGCCCUGCUUUACGCCAUACGAGAGGGGGUGUACCGCAUUGUGGAGAUGUUGAUAGAGCAUCCUUCAAUAUCACGUGACAUGCUGGGUGCUGAUUGGUCCAAAAACCGCCUCGUGGGAGACGAAAGCUUUGACUACUCCCCUGAUAUAUCACCUGUGAUACUGGCCGCCCAUUGUAACCAGUUUGAGAUCCUCCAACUUCUUCUGGUGCACGGGGCGACCAUCGACAGACCGCACCAGCUCUCGUGUUCUUGCAAGAGAUGCCAGGCCAAAGUUCAUGCUGACAGUUUGACAUCCUGUGUCGUGAAAGUUAUAGAAAGGAUGCACGCUGAAAGAAUUUACUACCUGUCAGAGAAGAAUGAAUGGAUUGCAGAUAUUCAGGCAGGCUUUCACCAAGGUCAUAGCUGCACGGACCAGACCAUCAGAAUCUGUCAAGAAAUUGAGGAUAGUUUUCAACAAAAGCCAACAUUCCAUCGAUCAGUCCUAGUCCUCCUGGACUACUCCAAGGCAUAUGAUACGAUCGAAGGGAAAAAGAUACCAUUCAACCCCACUCCACGUCUGCUGGGUGUCUACCUGGAUAGACAGCUAACCUUCAACAAGCACAUUGAGGAGGUGUCCAAAAGUGCAACCUCUAAAAUGAAAGUUAUCGAUGCUGUCAGCUACUCAAAAUGGGGCUGGGAUAAGGAGUCCCUCAAGAAAUUCGUGGCCCACCCCCACUGCCAGCAGCUCCUCACCUCUGUCUGGUAUGAAGGUCUGCCGGGAUGGAGAAAGAGGAACGGCAUCAUGAAAUUUCUCACCUGCAUAGGUCUGAUCCUGAUCUUGCCCUUUAUGUCCCUCUAUUACCUCAUCUUUCCGAGGUCCAAGAUAGGGCAGUUAUUGAGGUCACCUUUCAUGAAGUUUUUAUACCAUAGGUGUUUUGUAUGGGCAGAAUGCAAACAACUGUGGGACGAGGGCCUGAAAGCGUACAUCCGACAGUGGUGGAAUUGGCUGGACUUCCUAAUGCUCUCUCUCUACUUGGCUACCUUUUCCCUGAGAGUUGUUGCCUACUUCCAGGUAUGUGAAAUUGAGUCGGGGAAGUACGGCCAGCGAGAGAUGAAAAGAAAAGAUUGGCCACAGAACGACCCAACACUCAUCUCAGAGGGCCUUUUUGCUAUAGCAAAUGUCUUCAGUUUUGCAAGAAUCAUCUAUUUAUUCCAGUACUGUGCCUCAGACACAGAGGUGGAACAUUCCAUCAUUCUGCUGUUCAAAAGCUACGUGACGCUGUUCUGGUCCAUGUUCAGCCUGACCACGCCCAGCAAGCUGGAGAUCGAGGCCACCCAGAGCUUCACCAUGACUGUGGGCGAACUGCUCUUCAUGGCCUACCACGCCAUGGCCAUCAUCGUCCUACUCAACAUGCUCAUCGCCAUGAUGUCCAGCUCCUUCCAGGAGAUCGAAAACCACGCCGACAUGGAGUGGAAGUUCGCAAGAUCCAAACUCUGGAUGGGUUAUUUCGACGAAGGAUCAACCCUACCUUCCCCGUUCAACUUGAUCAUCAGCCCGAAAUCAGUGUACUAUCUGGCUAUGUGGAUGAAGAAGCUUGUCUUCUGCUGUGUCUGUCGCAGACGGCCAGACUACGCCACAAGACGCAGAAAGUCGUCGGAGGGAACCAUUCGGACCAAGGGCAGUGCUGAGAUCCACGUCAACAAUGAGCCAGAAAGGCCAACCUUCAACGGAAGAGUCAACUCCACUCGGCUGACCACUGUGCCACCAGCACAAAGCGAGGCUCAGCAAUAUCAA